Messenger RNA from Zophobas morio, 1510 nucleotides. RefSeq names its product alpha-(1,3)-fucosyltransferase 10. Gene Ontology annotation, molecular function: alpha-(1->3)-fucosyltransferase activity. Bases 168 to 1373 code for a protein of 401 amino acids. NCBI's taxonomy places the organism in Eukaryota, Metazoa, Arthropoda, Insecta, Coleoptera, Tenebrionidae. The record is from RefSeq and is a predicted model, not a curated record. Gene Ontology annotation, cellular component: membrane. The transcript is spliced from 6 exons.
AAUACAUCAAUUAUGUCAACGAGCAUGGAGAUUCGGUAGUUCUUGAUAAUUUUUAUCUCAAUUCAGUAUCAAACCACAAAUAAAGAGCGUUUAUACUCCACAUAAGUGAUACCACUCCAGAAUAUGUGACAAUAUUACGAACAAAGAAAACAUUUCUUUCGUUUAAAAUGUUAGGUUAUGUUUACAAGUUCAAGAUAAAAAAUGUUUUUCUGCUCGUGCUGGUCGUUUCAGGGGCUUUAUAUUUCGUCCAGUUUUUAUUUUUGUCUGAAGUUCGACACCCGGUUAUAGUUUGGUGGACCCCUUUCAUGGGAGAUCACGAAAGAAUGAUUACGUGCUCAAAGUACACUUGCUUAUUAAGCAAAGACCGAACCCACGUAAACAAUAAAAAUUUGCAAGCCUUUUUAUUUUAUGGAAGUUUAUUUAAAUAUGAAGAUACACCAAUCCCUAAAAGUCGAAUUUGGGCAGUUUUUCAUGAAGAAUCACCCAGAAACGUGGCCCUUUUUUUAUACCAGCGGACUUACGACGUUUUUGAUAUUACAGCAACGUUUAGUCGAUACAGUGAUUUUCCACUGACUUUACAGUAUUUAGAAAAUUUGACUAUGAUUACAGAUAACCGUUAUUUAGUGAGUCUGUAUGAAAAAAAUAGACUGCUGGACAGUAUUGCACCAGUAUUAUAUGUACAAUCAGACUGUGAUACUCCCGUAGAACGGGACGCUUAUAUUGCCGAGCUUAUGAAACAUAUACAAGUAGAUUCCUUUGGGGCUUGUCUCAACAAUAAACAUUUCCCAAAAGGAAUAGCGGACGUGAACUCUAUGGAUCUCUAUAACGACAAACUGCUUCAUUUUAUAGCAAAGUAUAAAUUUGUUCUAGCUUUUGAGAAUGCAAUUUGUGAUGACUACAUUACUGAAAAACUGUGGCGGCCUUUGGUGGUUGGAUCAGUUCCUGUGUACUUAGGAUCACCGUCUGUAGAGGACUGGCUACCCAACCCAAGUUCGGCUAUUUUGGCGAAAAACUUCGCCACGCCUGAAGAACUGGCAAACUAUAUACACAAAAUCAACGCCAACGAUACUUUAUACGAGACGUUUCUCGAGCACAAAAGUGGCAAAGUCGAGAACAAUUUUCUUAAAAGUACGUUACGCAAGGGUCGUUUUGGUGUUGAUUCCGAUCAGGAUGACCUAAUUCCAGCCUUCGAGUGUUUCGUGUGUCAACAGAUUCACGAAGGUGUGACGAAACGAGGUUCGAAGUCUGUAUAUGAUUGUAUUGAGCCCAAAGAAGGGAAUAGUUGGGAGUACUUUUGGCAGUCCGGAGAUUGCCAGUCCCGGGCUUUGGUAGAUUCCGUGGUGAAUAACAAAAGUGAAAGAGUUUCCUGUUGAUAAAUUGAGUCGAAUUAAAAAUUGUAUACUUUUAUUAAGUGAUAACUCUGCGAUUAAAAAAACCUCUGUGAAAACAAUGCUAUAAAUACUCAAUUAUUGCAAAUGAAUAUUAUAAAAUAAAAUAGUAACGAGUAGAA